Molecule: messenger RNA, 1698 nt
Organism: Nannospalax galili (Upper Galilee mountains blind mole rat)
Lineage: Eukaryota; Metazoa; Chordata; Mammalia; Rodentia; Spalacidae
Gene: Slc22a14
Product: solute carrier family 22 member 14
Biological process (GO): transmembrane transport
Molecular function (GO): transmembrane transporter activity
Source: RefSeq, a predicted model, not a curated record
AUGGAAGGAGAACAGAACAAGCCCCAGGAUAACAGGAGCACACACCAGCAUGAGAUCUCCUUUCCUUCCCAUUCCUGGUCCUUGAAGAUAUUGUUACGAAGACCGAAGGCUGUAGAUAUCAAGACGAAUGACAGGUUAGCUAGUAUCCUGGAUGCAGUGGGGGAGUUUGGCACGUUCCAGUGGAGGCUGGUGGCCGUCACCUUCAUUCCCAACAUGCUGUCAGCCUUUUUCAUGCUUGCUGAUAAUUUCAUGUUCACAGACCAGAGGCCUUAUUGCAACACCAGCUGGAUUCUAGCUGUGGGCCCCAACCUCUCCGAGGCUGAGCAACUGAAUCUGACCCUGCCCCAAGCACCCAAUGGCAGUUUCCUGACAUGUCUCAUAUAUGUACCCAUGCCAUGGGAUCUAGAUUCUAUCAUCAAUUUUGGCCUCAGUUAUACAGACUCAUGCAAACAGGGGUGGAUCUAUCCUGAUUCUAAGAAGCAAUCACUGAUCAGUAAGUUUGACCUGGUGUGUGGCAAUGAAUGAAACAAGGAAAACGUGCUGACUGUAUUCAUGGCGGGCAUCCUGACAGGGUCUAUCUUCUUUGGGUUUGUAAGUGACAAGUUGGGCCACUAUCCAGCCAUCCUGAUGUCACUGCUGGGGUUGCUCAUCUUCGGCUUCGGAACAGCCUUCUUGAAAAGCUUCCAGCAGUAUCUGUUCUUCUGCUUCAUUGUCUCCCAGGUGGUGGUGGGCUAUGCCAUCAGCAGCAUGUCUUUAGUCAUGGAGUGGCUGAUGGGUGAGCACUAGGCCCACGCUGUCAUUCUGGAGCACUGCUUCAUUGCUUUGGGGAUCAUCAUCCUGUCCAGGUCUGCCUACAGAAUUUUCCACUGGAGGCUGCUGUCUGGUGGGAUACCUAUGUUUCCCCUCAUCUCCAGUAUCUGGGUUCUCCGAGAGUCCCCACUGUGGCUGAUGGUGAAAGGGAAGGUGGAAGAGGCCAAGAAGGUGUUAUGCUAUCCAGCUGAGGUGAACAAGAAGACUAUUCCUUUACAUCUACUGAAUGAGCUGCAGCUGCAGGGAAAGAAGGUGCCUAAGACCUCCAUCCUGGACUUCUACAGCAAUUGGCACUUCUUCAAGGUGGUCUUGGCCAUGGCCUGUAUAUGGUUUACUAUCAGUUACUCCUAUUUUACAUUGAUCCUCAAGAUGAAAGAUUUGGGGGUGAACAUGUACUUCAGACAGGUGAUCCCUGGCAUCAGGGUGACAGCCAGAAUGUGCUGCCUCUUUCUCCUGGAGCAGAUUGGGAGGAAGUGGAGCCUGUAUCUGACUAUAAUCCAAGCCACCAUCAUGUGCUUGUUUCUCCUUUUCCUCCCCCAAGGUACUGAUGGCUUAAGACUCAGCUCAUGCUGUCUUCACUCAGAGCUGAAAUCGACCAUAGUGUUGAUGCUUGUGCUCAGGGAGUUCAGCCUGGCUGCCACUGUCACUGUGUUCUUCAUCUACACUGCUGAGCUCCUCCCCACUGUCCUCAGGUCUACAGGUCUGGGAAUGGUGUCUCUGGCCUGGGAAGCUGGAGCCAUCUCAUCCCUGACCAUCUUCAACCAGAUCAGAAACCAGCUGCCCAUCUUUCUCUGCUGUGUCUUUAUCUUGGCCUUAUGCUUCUCUUCCCUGGUGCCAGAAAUGCAAAACCAGCCCCUCCGUGACACCAUAGACUACUCCUCAAGGUAG